ACAAGCAGCGAGCUGCUCUCGUGUCUAGGAGAGUUCCUACUUCGUCGCUGCAACCGUCUCCGCCACUUCCAAACGACGGAAUGUGUGGCCUGGAUCAGGUCCGUUGAUCGCGCCCUGCUCGCCAGUGGCUGGCAGGACGUCCCAUUCAUCAAUCCCGCCAAUGUCGUCUUCCUCUACAUGCUGGUCAGAAAUUCAGUGGACGCCAGCAUUGUAACCGUCGAUGAGUUGCGAUCGACCGUGCUGGCCUGCUUGUACCUGGCCUAUUCCUACAUGGGCAACGAAAUCAGCUACCCGCUCAAACCCUUCCUAGCCAUCGCCAGAAUCGAUUCGGAUCGUCGCGGUCGGUUUUGGUACCGGUGCGUGAAAGUGGCUGACGAUUCGAGUUGGCGGAUGUUGCGGUUGAAUAGCGAUCCCGCCUACUUCGCUCGCCUCUUCAGAGAUUUGAAAUCGUUCAGU
Molecule: messenger RNA, 456 nt
Organism: Helobdella robusta
Lineage: Eukaryota; Metazoa; Annelida; Clitellata; Rhynchobdellida; Glossiphoniidae
Exons: 1
Biological process (GO): activation of protein kinase activity; positive regulation of cyclin-dependent protein serine/threonine kinase activity
Cellular component (GO): protein kinase 5 complex; cytoplasm
Molecular function (GO): protein kinase binding; cyclin-dependent protein serine/threonine kinase activator activity
Source: RefSeq, a predicted model, not a curated record